Molecule: messenger RNA, 1216 nt
Organism: Lagopus muta (rock ptarmigan)
Lineage: Eukaryota; Metazoa; Chordata; Aves; Galliformes; Phasianidae
Gene: AGA
Product: aspartylglucosaminidase
Exons: 9
Coding region: 45-1079 (344 amino acids)
Biological process (GO): protein deglycosylation
Cellular component (GO): lysosome
Molecular function (GO): N4-(beta-N-acetylglucosaminyl)-L-asparaginase activity
Source: RefSeq, a predicted model, not a curated record
CUCCCACGCCAUGUCAUGAAAGCGCCGCCGGGCGGAGCGCAGUGAUGGCGACGGCGGUAGUAUGCCUUGUACUGAUUGCUCUGCAGCUGGUGGGCCCGUGUGGGGUGGCCGGCGCCGCUCUGCCCCUAGUCAUCAACACUUGGGCGUUUAGGAAGGCCACAGAGACAGCAUGGAGAACAUUACAGUUGGGUGGUUCAGAGCUGGACGCUGUUGAGAAAGGCUGUGGUCAGUGUGAGAUUGACCAGUGCGACGGGAGUGUGGGAUAUGGAGGAAGCCCAGAUGAAAGUGGGGAAACAACACUGGAUGCAAUGAUUAUGGAUGGCAACACUAUGGAAGUUGGGGCAGUUGCAGAUCUCAAACAUGUGAAAAAUGCAAUUGGUGUAGCACGAAAGGUCAUUGAGCAUACUAAGCAUACAUUAUUAGUGGGAGAGUCAGCCUCCCUGUUUGCCGUACGCAUGGGGUUUCCAUAUGAAGAUCUAACUACCCAAAGAUCUCUUUCAUUGUAUUCAAGGUGGCUUAAUCAAAGCUGUCAGCCAAACUACUGGAAGAAUGUGGUACCAGAUUCUUCAAAAUCCUGUGGACCAUAUAAGCGGCUUGAAAAAGUUUCAUUUGAAGAAGAGACCAUUUCACAAAGAAACAUUCAUAAUCACGAUACUAUUGGUAUGGUUGUGAUUGGUAAGAGUGGAACCGUUGUUUCUGGGACAUCUACUAAUGGCGGCGUCCACAAAAUUCCAGGUCGUGUUGGAGAUUCUCCAAUAGCUGGAGCAGGAUCCUAUGCUGAUAGCACAGCUGGAGGAGCUGCAGCCACUGGAGAUGGUGACACCAUGAUGCGUUUCUUACCCAGCUAUCAAGCAGUGGAAUAUAUGAGGAUGGGAACAGACCCGACAGUAGCCUGUCAGAAGGUUAUUUCCAGGAUUCAGAAGCAUGUUCCAAAGUUCUUUGGUGCUGUUAUAUGUGCCAAUACAACUGGAAGUUAUGGUGCUGCAUGUAAUAAAAUUCCAGGAUUCACUCAGUUUCACUUCAUGGUUUUUAGCCCUUUGCAAAGUCAGCCUGCUGAACAAGUAGUAGAUUGCAUUUAAUUUCUUUUACUCUUUCGUCUAAACUUAGAGGGGGAAAGUGCUAAGAUUCCCAAGUUAUCACUUUUUAAAAUAUUUAUUUGAUUUUGUUGUUUUGAAAUCAUAUGAACAAGUAUAAAUAUAUGUUGAUGUGGAUGCUU